Fusarium redolens is the source of this 1167-nucleotide messenger RNA. Its product is annotated as chaperonin 10-like protein. Gene Ontology annotation, molecular function: oxidoreductase activity, acting on NAD(P)H. The record is from RefSeq and is a predicted model, not a curated record. Lineage: Eukaryota; Fungi; Ascomycota; Sordariomycetes; Hypocreales; Nectriaceae. The transcript is spliced from 4 exons. The coding region runs from base 1 to 1167 and encodes 388 amino acids.
AUGGAGACACUUGUUUUGAAUACAUCCCUGAAAAAGGCAACUGUGGAGGAGGAUGUGGAUCGCCCAACUCCAGGUUUCAACGAAAUUCUUGUCAACGUUCGCGCAGUAGCGCUGAAUCCAGUAGAUGAGCUUUACGUUUCCUCACCGAUUGCAGCUCAACAGAAACGAAUUGUCGGCACUGACUUUGCUGGAGUUGUUGUUGAAGUUGGAUCAGAGAUCAGCGAUUUGUCUGACCCCAGAGUCAAGACUGGGGCGCGAGUCGCUGGUUUUCUCCAAGGCGCUUCCUCCGUGAAUGAUCGACCUGGAGCUUUUGCAGAAUACAUCGCCGUUUCUUAUGAUCUUGUAUGGAACGUACCUGAUGAUCUGACUUUGGAAGAGGCUUCGACGAUCAGCAUGUGCGGCUUGACCGCUGCCCAGGCUUUAUUCGGUCGGCUCGGCUUACCAAGUCCCUUUUCCCCAGGCCGUUCAGUACCGCUCGGAUACAAGGACAUAAUCAUCAAUCUUUUCAUCUAUGGAUCUUCGACUUCGGUUGGACUAUAUGGUGCACAGCUCGCUCGUAUCGCUGCCAGGGUAUCGGGAAUAGCUAUUCGAUUGAUAGGCGCGGCUGGUUCAUCUAAGCACCAAAUGCUUCGAGAUGAGCCCUACAACUAUGAUGUCGUUGUGGACUAUAGAGAUGAAGACUGGGUUCAAAAGGUGAAAGACGCUACAAAUGGGAGUGGUGUGGAUCUUGCACUGGACUGUAUCUCGGAGGGUCAGACAGUAUACAAUACCCACGAGACUUUGGCUCCUUCGGCAAAAUUCGCUGUCAUUCGCGGCCCAGUCGGUGGGAAGUAUGACCCAGCACUCUUAAAUGUCAAACCUACCUAUGGCGCUGUCUGGGAAGGUCUCGGUGUUGAAGUUGGAUAUAAUGACGCAGUUAUCCCGGCGAAUCCAGAUGCCCAUGCGUUCGCAAAGGAGUUUUACAACUUCUUGAGUCAGCCACUGCCAUCAUGCAGGGCACAGCUCGAGCCAAAUCCAGUGAGAUUGAUGCCUGGCGGUCUUGAAAGAGUAGUCCAGGACGGCUUUACUCUUCUUGGUACGGGUUUAGUCAGUGAGAGGUCAAAGGUUGAGAGAUCAGAAGAGUACAUGCGCCCAAUUAGUGCUGAGAAGUUGGUGUAUAGUCUUUGA